AUGUCCAACAUGAAUCCCACAUACCGACCACAAAAAUCGAAGAACGGUGUGACAAGUGCCUCUUCCGGAGAUGAAGAUCCAUAUUUUCAAUUGAUAUAUUCACCUACCACUUCUUCUCGCAAACAAAAUCCAUCGACUUCUGAUGAAGUGUUGUCCCUUCCACUUCCGGUCUUUGUACCUUCCACUUCCGAAGACAUUCCCUUUCCCUGGUACCUGAUGAAACACCAUGGAAACACCUACUCAAAACUUGUCCAAAGUGGAGUCGACGACACAUUUCCAGAGGAUUUACUGGACGAUUCACCAUGGUCACGUGAGAUGGUUCGACGUGAAAGAGACUCGAAAGAAAAUCAAAAUGAGAAGGGUAAUGUUCCCGAUAAUUCUGCUGGAAUCAGUGAAAUCGAUUUAAGUAAAUUGUCAGUUAGAAAACCAAAAGAGGAAGGAAAGAGGAAACCAUUGGGAGAAGUCAAUCAAAAAGAGGUUGUGAAAAAGAAAAAUUUCCACAAGAUUUCCAAUCCGUACGUGAGUCCUAUCCACCCAAUUGUCACUCGAAAACCUUCAAAUCUGACAUCUACACCAAAGAAGAAACACGCCAAUUCGACUUCACUGAAAUCUUCUUCUUCUCCAAAAACAUUCCACCAAGUGGCAACUGGAGAACCUAACAAAAAGAAGGAUCAAGUUCUCACUCGAAGCACUUCAGAAUUGAAAUUCCCAAUCCCACCAAUGUCGGCCCCAGGGGCAAGAUUAAUUUUAACUGAUGAUAGCUUUUUGGGUCUUCCCCCUUCACAACACCUCAUUAAGCAAAUCGAAUUUUGGCGGUAUGGAGAUGAUCUACUCUCGCAACACGAAUCACUGAUGGAUACCAAAAUUCUGGGACAACCAAAAGGAACAUACAAAAAUCUUGUAGACAAUCCAUUUGAAUUGAGGAAGAGGAGAGAUCUGUAUAAAAAAUUAUACAAUUGGAUGAUUACACCGGAGAGCAUAAAACAAGAAAUCAUUGGUUUAGAUCUUUAUGGAGAGAAUGAUAAGCCUAAAUUCAGAGUGUCAAUCGGAAAAUGCAAUGACUGGAACUAUUUCGAGCAACAAACUAUCCUCACCGAAAUCUUCUCCCAAUGCCCGAAUCCAUCAGAGGCGGUGAUUGAAAAAAUAUCGAGACAUGUUCAACUUCCAGUGAAAAGUGUCGAGGCUUUCUUAGACAAUUAUCGAAAGAAUCUCAAGAAAGACGAUGAUAAAAUGUGA
Caenorhabditis remanei is the source of this 1236-nucleotide messenger RNA. RefSeq lists its product as uncharacterized. Lineage: Eukaryota; Metazoa; Nematoda; Chromadorea; Rhabditida; Rhabditidae. Bases 1 to 1236 code for a protein of 411 amino acids. The record is from RefSeq and is a predicted model, not a curated record. The transcript is spliced from 6 exons.